AUGUCCUCCGCGAUCAUCGGCCCGAAGGGAAACAACGCCCGCGCGAUCCGGGAGGAAUCCGCCUGCAAGGUGGUGAUUGAUUCGAACGUCACCUCAGGGCAUCAGCAGGUGAAGCUGAUUGGAGAGCCCCGAGGUUUGCAUUUGGCCUUGCAGAUGGUGAACCGCCACAUUCAAGAUCAGUUCGGCACCCCCGGCUACACCGACUGGUCCACCAUCAAGAGCUUUGACCGCUCAGGAAAUCCCAUCCACUGCUCUCCAGGCGAGUUGAACUUCGGCCGGGCCGAUGUGCGCCAUGACGCCCGCGGCUACGACGCCCACGAGGAACGGGAGCGGGAGCGGACGCCGAGGGGACCGGCAGCACCAGCACCAGGUCCCCGCGGGCGUGUGGCCAUCCCUCCCCCUUCUUCGCUGACGACGGUCACGGCGCCUGAUCGGGGCGAAGUCGACUCCUCCCUUUUGACCGCGCUCGUGGACACUGCUCGCACCUUUCCCGCAGGUGCCUUAGAGGCGGAGUAUACCAUCACCUGCGAGUUGCCCAGUGACAAGGUGGGCCUGUUGAUCGGGAAGCGAGGUGAAGACGUGCAACGGAUCCGCAAAGCGACGGGCACCUACGUGCACUUCGACCCGGUACAAGAUGGAGCUGAUGGGCAGACGUUAACCAUUCGAGGGCCCAUGUUGAAGGUCUAUCGCGCUCACGCGCUGCUGAUGCGAAGAUAUCAUGAGACCACGGCGGAUGUGGUCCAGGACACGAGCCCCGCUGUGGUCCCAGACCGGAAGGAGGAGCAACGUGUGCAGGACUUGGAAGCACAGCUCCAGCAGCUUCAACGUCAGAUGGAGGAGGUGAAGCAGAUGCGAUCCUCGACUGGGCCUCCCACCAUGGCACCUAGGGCCAAAGGCCCUGGGAAGGGCCGCAAGGGCCGCUAG
This is a messenger RNA of Durusdinium trenchii, 924 nucleotides long. Lineage: Eukaryota; Dinophyceae; Suessiales; Symbiodiniaceae. The record is from the annotation of a GenBank genome assembly.